Chinchilla lanigera (long-tailed chinchilla) is the source of this 1727-nucleotide messenger RNA. It is a transcript of the gene Rnf122, whose product is annotated as ring finger protein 122. The record is from RefSeq and is a predicted model, not a curated record. NCBI's taxonomy places the organism in Eukaryota, Metazoa, Chordata, Mammalia, Rodentia, Chinchillidae.
CGUGACCCGAGCCUGCUGCCCCCGAGGCUGAGCGCCGCCCCGCGCCCCGAGGCUCCCCGGUCCGGCCCGGCCCUGCGCCCCUGCGCGCGUGUCCUCCGUCGUGCUCUUUGCUCCGGGAGACUUUCUGUUGUUUGUUUCCUCCGCGCCCCUCUUUGUUGCCCUGAAAGCCGGCCUCGCCACAGCCCCCCGCUCGGAGAGUCGGGCUCUUGGAGAAAGGGGCCGCGGCUCUCGGCCCGACCCCUCCUGCGCGCACCCCUGCCGCGCCCGCGCCGUUCCCGGGGAGCCCGCCGCGCCGUCCUUGAUGCACCCGUUCCAGUGGUGUAACGGGUGUUUCUGUGGCCUGGGACUGGUUAGCACCAACAAGUCCUGCUCAAUGCCACCCAUCAGUUUCCAGGACCUCCCGCUCAACAUCUAUAUGGUCAUCUUUGGCACAGGCAUCUUUGUCUUCAUGCUGAGCCUCAUCUUCUGCUGCUAUUUUAUCAGCAAACUCCGGAACCAGGCACAGAGUGAACGAUACGGCUAUAAGGAGGUGGUGCUUAAAGGCGAUGCCAAGAAGCUACAGCUGUAUGGGCAGACCUGUGCUGUCUGUCUGGAGGACUUCAAGGGGAAGGACGAGCUCGGCGUGCUCCCGUGCCAACACACCUUCCACCGCAAGUGUCUGGUGAAAUGGCUGGAGGUCCGCUGUGUCUGCCCUAUGUGCAACAAGCCCAUCGCUGGCCCCACCGAAGCCACUCAGAGCAUCGGGAUCUUACUGGACGAGCUGGUGUGAGCACCACUGCUGUGCAGAGAUGUGGAGACGACCUCUUGCUCUGUGGGUGCCUGGUCCCUCUCACAGCCACAACGAACAAGAAGACUGUUAGGUGGUGAUGGUCACAUUCACCUGAAGGGGAGGGUGGCACAGGGCCGGUGUCCCAGACUAAGGGCGAGACCAGUGCCAGGCUUGCCCCAUCGUUCUGCCUCCUGAAGCCGUCCCUGUCACUCCGUACCCAUGGCCUCACCCAGCCAGACUUCUGUACCCUGGUACGGGACAUCUUCCUGCCUUGUCCCUGCUCGGGAAGGAACCCACCCUGCCUGGCUGUGGACAUUAAGCCCCACCCCGACUCCCCAGCGUUCCCGCUAAGAGGACAGCCUGCCCUGAGCUGACAGGGAGAAGCUGGCUCUGCCCCACCUACAAGCUCCGUGCCCCUCCCUGCCUCCGUAGGAAGGCUGGAAGGGAAAGAAGGAAAAAGCGAGGGACUAGGCGCUGCCUCUGGGAAUGGAGAGCAGAGACCUCUGCAAGGAAACAGUCGAUGUUUACGUGGGAACUAGUGAAACAGGCUGGCCACAGGAGGGCUGACUGCGGGGUGAGGAGGAGCCAGCCCCUGCCCCUGCAGACCUGAGGUGCUACGUGCCCUCCUCAUCCUCUUCCUCAGUUAUCUCAGCACUUCCUGUUCCGUGUUGGGGUUGGAAGGCCCCUCCAGGGGAAGGCCUGUUACACACUCGGUUGCUUCCCAGGGGCCUGGGGACAGGGGUGUUGGAGCUCACGGUAUCGACAGAUACCUGCUUCCCCUGUGUAAAUAGUAUUUUGUACUUCAUUCUGACCAUCUCAGGCUUUACUCGUGGGAUCCCCGGAGUGGAGGGGGCGGGAGUCUUCACUUCCUCCCCAGAGUGGGGGAGGGUGGGAGAAGGAUAUGUAUUUAAAGAAAAUUAAAUUUAAUAACAAUUUUGUCUAACCAACUUUGCCUGUG